Molecule: messenger RNA, 1060 nt
Organism: Lingula anatina
Lineage: Eukaryota; Metazoa; Brachiopoda; Lingulata; Lingulida; Lingulidae
Product: neurexin like receptor 1
Source: RefSeq, a predicted model, not a curated record
ACAAUACGCUUCAUUUGAUUACGGACUCACAAAAGAUCAGCUUGACAGUCUAACUCGUAUAUCUGGUAAAUGUCGCCAAUUCGUUCAACUUUCAUGUCAUGAUGCUUGGAAUUUCCACACGAACCCUUGGUGGGUUUCCCGACAAGGAUGGGACAUGGCCAACUGGGGAGGUGCUCCGACUAACAGCUCUAAAUGCGGGUGCGCAAUACAGAAUCGCUGUGACAUGUCAAAUGACCAGUGUAACUGCCACCGAGAUGAUGGAAUGUGGAGAGUGGACGCGGGAUAUCUUGACGAUAAGCGCUAUCUACCGGUGAAGCAGGUACCGGUUCGUGAUGUAGAUAACAGUCAUGAAGAAGUAUACUUAACGGUGAAGCCGAUGGAAUGUUACGGAGUUGUGACGAGCGGACAGCCUACCGAAAAGUGCUUCUGCAGUCUCCACGCCGAAGUGAAAGGGUCUACCAAAGCGGGUCCAUUACUCCUUCAACUCCCGGAUCUCAUCUAUGGACAAGGCCACAACGACGUAUGGAUAGAUGACGGCAACCAGAAAAGGAAGGUCACCGAUGUGUAUCCACAGUUUUUUAAUACCAGGAUACGCCGCCAAAUAUUGCCUUCCAGUGUGGCUCACAACAAAUCACCGGACUGUGUCCGCGUGUUACAAAACUGUCCAGUGGACUGUGAACGACUUGCCAAAUUGAAAUAUGCCUCCAUGUCCUUGUCCACAAAUAUAACGAAUGCUGGCGUCCAAAAGGCCUUGGGUCAAGUGAUGUGUGAGAACGCCGGGGUGACCAUUCCUCCCCCUGGAAGCCGGAUUGUGGCCUUCUACAAGACUGCGCCUGGCUGUGAUUCCUCUGGCAGUUCCACGUAUUUCCACCCAGAUGAUACGAGCAUUUGCUGCAAAGAGUUCAUCUUGCCUUUCAGCAGACAGCCGUUCAACGUGUUCAAUGAAAAAUGUAGCCCCAAUGUGGACAUCAGCACCAUCUUUGGUUGAGAAAAACUGGAAAUGAAUAAUUUUGACUAUGCUAUUUGGAAAUAACUGCAAUGUUUACAGUUGCAAUAUGAA